CUCAAACUCUCGCCAACCCGUUUCUUUUCAUACACUCUAUCACUAUAAGAAAUCAUGUCUUCCUACACAGCCCAGCCGGGGCACGCAGUGCUGCUCGUUGCACGUGCCAGCGCCGAUGCCCACAACCUCGAUUCGCUGCAGCAGCUGCGCGACACGCUUGCGCAGCAGGUCGGCACCACAGGCACAGUUGAUUUUGAGCAGGCCGACCGCAUUGCCGACGGCUCGGCAGUGCUCGGCAGCGCACGCUACGACCACAUCAUUGCCAGCCCUGUGGCACCCUACACCGUCGAGUACAGCCGGGCGGUCCUGGCAGCGCUUCUGAACGCGUUGAAGCCCGGCGCAGUCCUGACAGUGAACGAGCUGGCGCUGGACUCGGCCACAGAUCUUCCGGAAUCGCCGGUUACACGGACGCAGGAAGAGCUGGUGGCACAGACCAAAUUUGCUGGGUUUGUUGAACCACACCUGGAGGCUGCUGCGGUCGGCAAUACCGAGCUGGAGCAGCUGGUGCAGAAUGUGUGGCGGAUGGCCGGCGCCCAGGAGUUCCUGCAGACGGCCGCGGGCCGUGUGAGCGUGGCAAGCGUUACGGCGAAGAAGCCAGCGUACAAUGUGGGGUCGGCAGCGGCGCUGUCGUUUGGCAAGAAGCGCGCGGCGAAGAAGGUGUGGAUGAUCAAUGUGGCCUCGGAUGACGAGGACGAGAUCGAGGACCAGGACGAUCUGCUCGAGGCAGAGGACCUGGCGCGGCCCGACGCAAAGAGCCUGGCGCGGCCCGAUGGGCUGCCGGCGAAGCGCAAGGCGUGCAAGAACUGCACGUGCGGGCUGGCCGAUGGCGAGGAGCCCGAUCCGACAAAGUGCAAGCCCUCCAAGCCCAAGCCCAAGCCCAAGAAGCCCGUCGAUGUCGUCAACGUCAAGUCCGCAUGCGGCAACUGCAGCCUCGGCGACGCCUUCCGCUGCACGUCGUGCCCGUACAUGGGCAUGCCGGCCUUCAAGCCCGGCGACAAGAUCACGCUGGGCGGCAGCCUGCUGCACGAUGACUUUAUUCCGUAAAUUCUUUA
Messenger RNA from Linderina pennispora, 1052 nucleotides. RefSeq names its product DUF689-domain-containing protein. The coding region runs from base 55 to 1044 and encodes 329 amino acids. Lineage: Eukaryota; Fungi; Kickxellomycota; Kickxellomycetes; Kickxellales; Kickxellaceae. Gene Ontology annotation, biological process: iron-sulfur cluster assembly. Gene Ontology annotation, cellular component: cytoplasm. The transcript has a single exon. Gene Ontology annotation, molecular function: iron-sulfur cluster binding. The record is from RefSeq and is a predicted model, not a curated record.